Messenger RNA from Symbiodinium natans, 1899 nucleotides. The record is from the annotation of a GenBank genome assembly. NCBI's taxonomy places the organism in Eukaryota, Dinophyceae, Suessiales, Symbiodiniaceae.
AUGCCGUGCGGCAGCGCCAAGCUUCCUGAAACAGAUUUAGAGCACUAUGCCGCGCAGCUGAAGAAGGAGCUGCGCUCCGGUGAGGAGGAUGACAGCGCCUCGCCGAUCACCUUCCCAAUGUACACCGUGCCUGUGGAUGCGCUGCUCGAGAUGGCCGAAGUGAAGGCGCACGAAGCGCUGCUGCAUGAGGGUGUCCUCACCGUCUUCGACCCAACUCGGGGCAAGGCCAUCUUCGUUUCCCACCAGUGGAUCGGGAACUGCCACCCUGACCCGCAGCUGCAACAGUUUCGGGUUCUCCAGGAGGCUCUCCGCAACAUCCUGUCGGGGGCAUGCAAAAUUGAAGUGGAGGUGACGACCGAGAUCCUCUUUGGCAGGUCCGACUUGCGCGCUCUGUCAAUCGAGGCCUUCGCUGCCAAGCCGUUGCACGUGUGGUAUGAUUACUUUUCCUGUCCACAACUGGAGAGGGCACCAGCUGUGCCUGGCCAGGAGACAAACCUUCAGAAGGCCAUUCGGAGCAUUGCAGGGUAUGUCGAAAGGUGCGAGCUUUUCAUCGCCUUGUGCCCAACGGUCGAGACUCCUUCAAACGUGUUCGACUACUUCACUUGGGCAAAGCGUGGUUGGUGUAUCCUAGAGCACACAGUGAGGGAACUCGCGGACAGGGAAGAUUCCCCUUGGCUGCUGGUGACGGACGCAAAGCACGUUCAGGUUGCACGGUUUCUCAGCUUGAUGAACUCCCCCGGCGAGGGCGCGUUCACGGUCGACGAGGACCGUGCCAAGAUUGCUCACGUGCUCCACCAAGUCUUCAAGCACAAGCUCCGCGUCUACCUGCAAAAAGGUGACAUCGCGAAGUUCCGUCUGCUGCUCAACAGAGAGGCUGCCCUAAUGCGAGGGCUUCCAACGGAGUCUUUGGGCGAUCCGUUGCCAGGCUUCCACCCCAGUGCAGCCGCACAGCCCGACAGCGCGGAGGCCUUUCUGCGCCAGAACGGCUUCAGGAAACUCCUCGAGCGUGAUAGCCUGGGCUUUACGCCGCUGUGCUAUGCGGCUCUGAGGGGCGAGGAAGGCCCGCUCCGCGCCUUGCUCCAGAAGAGGGCCAGCCCUCUCGACAAGAUCACGAAAUCUGUUCCCCUCAUCCAGCUGCCCGACGGCUUUCCCUCACUGAGCCUUUGCGCACGCUACAAGCACCAUGAAGCAAUGAAGAUACUGGUUUCUUACAGGGCCGACGUCAACGCAGGAGUCACGAAGGCGGUGUACAAAGCUCCACUGGGCAUGGCCGGCAUGUCGAACGAUGUGGUAGGAGUUCGGAUGCUACUGCAAUUCCGAGCGGACCCGUAUAUGUGCGCCACCCUAGCGAGACAAGGGCCACUGAACUCCUGCUGUGCAGGCAGUUCCAUGGACACUGUAGAAGAGAUGCUCAAGCAGGUACCAGAUGUGACGAUUCCGUCGCUGGUCGACUGCACUAUUCGCCAUGCAAAGAUAGUCCAAAGACUCAUUGAUGCCAGGGCUGACGUGAAUGAAAGAUACGCUCCACCUGUCCUGAGCUUGCCAGGGAUGUUUCUGGCAACUUACAGCAUGCUCUACAGAACAGACAGCUCAAAGACACGUUUUCGCACGUGGGCAUACCAUCACCACGGCGGAACGCCGCUGAUGAUUCACAUCAUCUGCGGCAACUGGGAUGUGGCUGCCGUCCUGAUCGCAAACGGGGCGCGCCUGGACGUGCGGAACUCCAGGGGGAGGAGCGCCGCCGACUUCGCGCGCGAGAGCUCCGCCCCGGAGCACAUCCUUUCGGCUUUUGAGGCUGAGACUGGAAAGUGCCAGUCACUAGUCCAGAAGAUGACGUCCCCUGUGAAUGAUGAGCUGCGCGGCGGGAUGCAUGAGCCGGAGGCCAUAUUUCCCAUCUGA